Lolium rigidum is the source of this 1160-nucleotide messenger RNA. RefSeq names its product caffeoylshikimate esterase-like. The coding region runs from base 117 to 1160 and encodes 347 amino acids. Gene Ontology annotation, molecular function: lipase activity. Lineage: Eukaryota; Viridiplantae; Streptophyta; Magnoliopsida; Poales; Poaceae. The transcript has a single exon. Gene Ontology annotation, cellular component: membrane. The record is from RefSeq and is a predicted model, not a curated record.
UGCCAUGGUCAACUGGCCAGGGAUACCUCCUACUCCUAUAUCGUCACCCACUCACCCGCUACUCCCUUUCAUAAUUGUUCUCGCAGAUUUCCGCAGCACCUUCGACCCGCCCUGCAAUGGCGCCGCCCACAGUCCCACCGCCAGCCAUGAAGUACUUCUGGGGCGACUCCCCGGAGCCCGACGCGUACUACGCCUCGCUGGGCCUUCGCCACACGGAGUCAUACUACCAGUCCCCCUGUGGCCGCAUCUUCACCCACUCCUACCACCCGGUCUCCGCCGCGCACGACGGCGACGUCAAGGGCGCCGUGUUCAUGACCCACGGCUACUGCAACGACUCUUCUUGGCUCUUCCAGACCGUCGCCAUCAGCUUCGCGCAGUGGGGUUACGCCGUGUUCUGCGCCGACCUCCUCGGUCACGGCCGCUCCGACGGCAUCCACGGCUACGUAGGCGACAUGGAGUCCGUCGCCAGGGCCUCGCUCUCCUUCUUCCUCUCCGUCCGUAAGGGCCCCGUCUACGCGUCGCUCCCGGCCUUCCUCCUCGGCGAGUCCAUGGGCGGCGCCGCCACGCUGCUCAUGUACCUCCGCUCCCCGCCGGACGCCGGGUGGACGGGGCUCAUCUUCGCCGCGCCACUGCUACUCAUCCCGGACGAGUUGUACCCGUCCCGGGUGCGGCUGUUCCUCUACGGCCUCCUCCUCGGCCUCGCCGACACCUGGGCUGUGCUCCCGGACAAGAGGAUAGGGGCGAAGUUCAAGCCGAAGUCGAACCGGGACCCGGAGAAGAUGAAGGUGAUCGCGUCCAACCCGAGGCGCUACAACGGCGCGGCGCGGGUGGGCACGAUGCGGGAGCUGGCCCGCGUUACGGAGCUGCUCAGGGAGAGCUUUGGGGAGGUGACGGCGCCGUUCCUGGUGAUGCACGGCACCGACGACGUGGUCACCGCGCCGGAGGGGUCCAAGAUGCUGUACGAGCGCGCGGCGAGCGAGGACAAGUCGCUCAUCCUCUACGAGGGGAUGCACCACUCCCUCCUCCAGGGGGAGACCGACGAGAAUCGCGACCGCGUGUUCGCCGACAUGCGCGCCUGGAUCGACGAGCGCGUCCGCCGCUACAGCGCCGCCGUGCCCGCCGCGAACGACGACACCAAGGAGGUCACCAUGGCCGCCUGA